Molecule: messenger RNA, 621 nt
Organism: Prunus armeniaca (apricot)
Lineage: Eukaryota; Viridiplantae; Streptophyta; Magnoliopsida; Rosales; Rosaceae
Source: the annotation of a GenBank genome assembly
AUGGCAAACCUCGAACUAACUUUAGCUGUAGAGGAAGAAGAAGAAGAAGAUGAAGAAACUUCACUUGUGCAGGACUCGGAUGAAGAGAAUGUUACUGCCAGUCGACCCAUUGUUCCUCUACAUUCCUAUCAUCAAUCAGGAUAUCAGUGCAUCGACAUGGACAAAGCAUUGUAUAAGACAGCUUUUGCUCUGAGAGCAGUCGCAGAUUUCUCUUACUUCGUCGACUUACUUGUUCGACUUAUAAUAUCAAAGACCAUUUGGCAGUCAUGCAUCCUAAUUGACAUUUUAGCUAUUCUUCCACUUCCACAGGGCUGGAGAUUUUUGAACAUAGCGAUGCUUAUUAAUUCUCUUGUUAUGGUGCAAUAUGUGCCACGGAUUCUUCGAAUCUACUUCGCAUGUAAGGAACUUAAAGAGAGUUUCAAUGAACGUAUUGGACUGUGGAUUAAAAGUGUACUCAAUUUCCUUCUGUACAUCCUUGCUAGUCAUGUACUCGGAGCUUUUUGGUACUUUUUUGCUAUUCAAAGAAUGAAGACUUGCUGGCAACUUGCAUGUCAACUGAAAUUGGAUGUGAACCUCGUAGUUUUGUUUGCGAUGGCCAGUUCAGAAAUGUCACAUUUCUAA